AUGGCGUUGCGACGAAUGCUCUCUGGGAGCUCCACGACGUUCUUCCAGGCGAUGAAACGACCUCAAUACACUUGUUGUUUCUACUCAAGCAAGACUAAGGAGGACGUGAACAUUGUGACGUUCUCUCCAAUUGGCAAGCCUCGAGUUGUUAAUGCGCCUGUAAUCGCUACGAGCGACGAUUUCGAGGAUGACGAAGAAGAUGAAGACAUGGUGACAAUUGGGCCGUCAGGAGUAGAGUAUGGUGGGCCUACGCGUGGUGGAAAGCUGAAAGAGCCUACGAGAUUCGGAGACUGGGAGCGUAAGGGCCGAUGUUGUGAUUUUUGA
Peronospora belbahrii is the source of this 324-nucleotide messenger RNA. The record is from the annotation of a GenBank genome assembly. Lineage: Eukaryota; Oomycota; Peronosporomycetes; Peronosporales; Peronosporaceae.